CCACGAAGCCCUUCCCGUUCGAUUUACCCGACAGAGCACCACCCCCUCCUCGGCACGGCAGAAGACGAGGAAGAAAGAAAGAAAGAAAGAAGAGAAGGGAAACGGACAAAGCCGCCGUUGGAUGAAAACAGCAGUCAACGACAUGCAUCUUCCUUUCCGUCGCUCUCUCUCCCUCUCCUCUCCUCCUCUCCCGUCCCUGCUACUUCUCAUUGCUGCUCGAAACCCCCUCCCCCGGUCCAUUACGAACCGACCAGUGCUAAGAGGGAAGAUCAGCAAACGACCCAAACUGUCAGAAUGGUACCCGGCCCCUCCUCCGGGUGCACGGACUGGAUGCCGGGUCCAGCUCCCGUUUUCCGUGGGGCUCGGACUCUCUUGACGUCUGGUCCUCCAAUACCUCGGUGUCUCUCCGUUCCUCAAUGCUCCUCUAUUACGGAAAACGACCAGGUCGGUCACUUUUUUCCCUUCCUCGUAGGCGAACAUGUGUGUCCGCGGCUGUUCAAGACUGUGCCCUGUCAAAAAGAAUGCCAACCACUUCCUCGGUAUGCAUACGUAGAGAGAAAGAGUAUGUGUCGGUGGAAACUAGUAUCCAAACUGGCCACCUUGACUUCCAGCAGGGUCCUUGAGUCGUGUUUUGUGGUUUUUUUCGCUGUAUUCGUACGUGCGCCCGUCCCAAAAAGACAUGUCAUGUUGGAGCUCCGCUCGCCGUAA
Molecule: messenger RNA, 708 nt
Organism: Colletotrichum costaricense
Lineage: Eukaryota; Fungi; Ascomycota; Sordariomycetes; Glomerellales; Glomerellaceae
Exons: 1
Source: RefSeq, a predicted model, not a curated record